UUAAUGCCGGAGUAGAUCUGAUGGCAUGUAUUUACAGUUAUGGCUCUCUACAAGGUGAUCGGUGCGGUGGCUCUACUGACUCUCCUGACACACGAGUCUCACUCACAACUAGAUGUGUGCGGUAUAACUCCGCUCAACACCAGGAUUGUUGGAGGACAGAACGCCCCUCCGGGUAACUGGCCCUGGCAAGCCAGCCUGCAAACAUCUGGGAGCCACUUCUGUGGAGGAUCCCUCAUUAACAGUGAAUGGGUGGUGACUGCUGCUCACUGCUUCUCAAGCAUCCCAGCCAGUCUGACUGUGUCUCUGGGUCUCCAGAGUCUACAGGGACCCAACCCCAAUGGGGUGUCUCGGACGGUAACAAAGAUCAUCGUAAAUCCUAAUUAUAACGCCAUAGCUAAUGACAACGACAUCUGCCUCCUGCAGCUCUCCUCACCGGUGACCUUCACAGAUUUCAUUGUUCCGAUCUGCCUGGCAGCUCCAGGCAGCACCUUCUUCAGCGGCGUUAGCUCCUGGGUGACCGGCUUCGGCAACAUUGCACUUGGAGUUUCCCUUCCUCCCCCAGGAAACCUAAUGGAGGUGAAUGUGCCAAUCGUGGGGAACAGACAGUGUAACUGUGACUAUGGUGUGGGCCGAAUCACGAACAACAUGAUCUGUGCCGGGUUAAGUGCUGGAGGGAAGGACUCCUGUCAGGGGGAUUCAGGUGGUCCGCUGGUGAGCAAGCAGGGCAGCCGCUGGAUCUUGGGGGGAAUCGUAAGUUUUGGAGAUGGUUGUGCCAAACCUAAUCUCCCAGGAGUCUACACCAGAGUGUCCCAGUAUCAGUCCUGGAUCAACAGCCAGAUCACCAGCAGCCAGCCGGGCUUUGUCACCUUCACGUCCACUGGAACUGACAGUGAUCUCAGCAUCAGCUGUGCUGGCCUGCCACCCCUUCCAACCACCCUCCCUCCAACCACCGUCCCUCAACCUGUGUUCUGUGGCCAAGCCCCAUUGAAUAGUAUUUUGGGAGGAAGUUUGGUGGCGACGGCUGGUGUGUGGCCAUGGAUGGCGAGCCUACACUGGAAUGGAAGUCAUAUGUGUGGCGGGACUCUGGUGGCUGUUGACUCCGUGUUGAGCAACGCCGACUGCUUCUCAAGUUCACGAACACCGUCUGAAUGGACUGUGGUGUUGGGUCGGUUGAAACAGAAUGGAUCUAACCCCUUUGAGGUGACACUGAAUGUGACAAAUAUCACCCUGAGCAACCUGAAUGGGUCAAAUAUAGCAGUGCUGCAUCUGUCAACCCAACCCAACCUGUCCAACUACAUCCAGCCCAUCUGCCUUGACAACGGACUGACCUUCGCUUUGGGCUCCACGUGCUGGGCUGCUGGCUGGAACGCCGAUCAAGGAGGGGUGGAACAAGUUCUGCAGGAGUUCCAGACAUCUGUGGAAAAUUGUGGGAACGGGUCGUCAAGUGACAGCAUUUGUACCAGAACUUUAACACUGGAGAAGGGUGAUUCUGGAGGUCCGUUGAUGUGUAAGCUGGGCAGCUCUUGGUUCCAGGCAGCAGUGUUAUCAGCUAGAAACACCACAAGACAAACACGAGAUGCAGUGAUGCAAUUCCCCAAACUGAGCACCUUUCGAACCUUCCUGGCUCGUACAGUGGGGUUCUUAUCUCCACCUUCAAACUCCACCAACACCAGCGCCAGCAACAGCACCAACACAACUCUCCCCAACGGUGGUGCCACUCCUGCUCACUCCCUGGUCUUCCUCUUUUUCCAUCUCCUCGUCUUCUCGGCGUGUCUCCAACUUUUCUUAUAGAAGCCUUCAACUUUUUUGGAAGGAUUUACUGUACAUGAUGUGACAAGCACAAAUUAAUGUAAACAACCUUGAAUCUGAGAGACAAUUUAGGUCAAAGCUGCAAUAAUACUAAUGUAUGAAUUGAUUCUGGUGACAACAAGGAAUAAAGUAGUAAGGUUGAAGGGAUUAAACCAGA
Messenger RNA from Perca fluviatilis (European perch), 1966 nucleotides. RefSeq names its product polyserase-2-like. Lineage: Eukaryota; Metazoa; Chordata; Actinopteri; Perciformes; Percidae. Gene Ontology annotation, molecular function: serine-type endopeptidase activity. The coding region runs from base 40 to 1791 and encodes 583 amino acids. The record is from RefSeq and is a predicted model, not a curated record. The transcript is spliced from 10 exons. Gene Ontology annotation, biological process: proteolysis.